AUGUGCCCACAGCACACUCAGAAUUUUGGUUUCUGUGGCUGUGGCCUCCGACCAUCCUACGAGUCGUUCCCGAUAACUGGCAAGAGGACUGGGAGAGGGACAAAUGUCAUCCCUGGGGAAUUCCCGUGGCACGUGAGCAUCCAGAGCCACGGGAAGCACAUCUGUGGAGGCACCAUCAUCAGUGCCCUGUGGAUUCUAACUGCAGCACACUGCUUUGCAGAUGAGCUGCCACCAGACCUGAUGGUGGCAGUGGGGGGAGUGAACCUCAGCCUCCCUCUGGAAGAGUGCCACCCAGACAGCCUCAUCCUGCACGAGGGGUUCAACAGGACCAGCCUGCAGAACGACAUUGCCCUGAUCCUGCUCAGCAGCCCCAUCGAGUUCAGCACUGAGAAGAUUCCUGUCUGCCUGCCCUUCGUGUAUGACAUGGACAAGUGGCAGCACUGCUGGGCUUCUGGCUGGGAGAACACCAGUGCAGCGUCCCCUGUGCUGCAGAAAACAAAGGUGAAGCUGAUCAGCAGGGAGGAAUGCCUGAAGCACAUCCCACACCUCGUGGGGGGCGUGAUGUGUGCUGAGACAGAGCAAGGAGAAGGAGGAAGAGGAGGAGGAGGAAGAGGCUGCCAGGUGGACAGCGGGGGACCUGUGGUCUGCAGCUACUGGGACACCAUGAAGUGGUUCCAGGUUGGCAUCAUCAGUGGAGGAAACCCAAACCACAGGAUUUUGACACCUGUUUACAGCUACCAGAAGUGGAUUGAGAAGGAAACAGCCAUAAGGGGAAAACCAUUCUUCACUGAGGGUGUGGACAGUGGAACACAUAUCAGGGUUGUUCGUUCCAGGGCUGGAACACAGGUGGUAUUUCUGGGCUGGAGCAGGGAGCUGGGGGAGUGGAAGAUGGUGAUGUUUGUACAAAUUUGGCAGCGAGAGCUGGUGGAGGUGAAGGGUGGGGAGGGCUCCAAGCACUUUUGUGUGGCUUCCACCCCAGAGAAGGAAGGUGGGAAAAGCAGCAAUCCCUGGUCACAGGAAAAUGGCGUGCAGCAGGUGAAAGGCAUCCCAAGGUCACCCACAGAGAAGAUGCCCAGCAGAGCCACAGAUCACUCCAGCAGCAAACAGCAUGGCUUAAAGGGUGGGAGCUAG
Molecule: messenger RNA, 1131 nt
Organism: Zonotrichia albicollis (white-throated sparrow)
Lineage: Eukaryota; Metazoa; Chordata; Aves; Passeriformes; Passerellidae
Source: RefSeq, a predicted model, not a curated record